ACAAAUAGGACAAACUGCUGCUUUUCACAGUAACUCAGAAGAACGAGAAACAGAAGAGAGGUUUGCAAAUAGAGAGACGCCACGUAGAAACUCCCAACAAUCACUGCUCACAGGCCGAAGAAUAAACAAAUGGUUGACUCUGCUCUGUCAUCACUGGUUACUGGGUGGAGUACUGUUAUUAAAUCGCUUGGGGACAGCACACAAAAAAAAGAAAGUGAAAGAGAAGGCACGGCAGGAGAGAGAGAGAGAGAGAGAGAGAGAGAGAGAGAGAGAGAGAGAGAGAGGUAAAUAUAACACACAAAUUUCAGAGAGAGAGAGAUAUUUAAAGCACAGGGAGGAGAAGGACAGGGACAAAGGAGCAGAACUAAGAAGAGAGCUCUGAUGUGCCAUGCUAGAGAGUGACCAGAGAUGAAUGAGGCAGCUCUUCUCCCGGUGGUCCAGGCGGGGGACGAGAGGACACUAACCAGAGCAGAGUUUCUCUCCCUGCUGAACACCUACAACUGCUUCCUGAAGGACCACACUCAACUGCACCUCAGUUACUCUCAGGGUGUUGAUGGAGAGGUGGUGGUGGAGGGCUUCCUGAAUAUCUCCUGGGGAGUACGCAGACCCAUCAGGCUGAAAAUACAGGACGACAAACAGACGCUCCCCUUCGCUCCUCUGACCUCACCUGACCCCAUCAGUCCAGUCAGCCCCAUCGGGGAUAAGAGGGGUAUGUCACGGUGGGGAGAAUACAUUGACCUUCACCAAAUAGACGAGAUGAGUGAGACACCGCAGGACACAGUAGUUACCAAACCUUUACCAGGCCCUGCUGUCUAUGAGACGACCACGCUGCGUCCUGCGAGGCAGAAGAACUCCGAGAUGGAAGCGGAGUCAAACCUGUUUCGUUGCAUGAGUGACGCCUCAUUGGUCAAGAGGAGGAGGGGCAGAGGGAAGUCUGCAGCGCAAAGAGAGAAAGAGAGACAACAUCGCUUUUCUAUCAAUGGACACUUCUAUAACUAUAAGACGUCGAUCUUCACUCCAUCCUUUGGCACUCCAACUAAAGUUCGUAUCUCCAGCAGGAUGACCACAAACCAGGUCAUCGAACAGCUGCUAAAAAAGUUCAAGAUAGAGAACGAUCCCCAGGAGUUUGCUCUGUACUGCGUUCACCAGAGCGGAGAAAAGAGGAAGCUCAGUGACAGAGACCAUCCCCUGUGGGAGCGCUUCCUACAGGGACCCUCUGAUGACAUCAUGAAGAUCUUUUUGAUCGACAUGGACGAAGAGGAAGUCAGCAAUGAUGUAGCCCAGUAUCUGAACUUGGAGCUUCCCAUCCUGGAGCACGUUCUUCUGAAACUCAAAGAGGAGGAGAGCAGAGUGAUACAGAGAGUCAUCAGCAAGUACCACCAGCAGCAUAGACUCCUAUCCCACAUGCUGACCUGUAAGAUGUCACCUCACAUUGAGACCAGUGUCUGACAACUGAUGAUCUGAAUCACCGACACAAGACCCGUCAGUCAUCACAGCGCCACUAUAAGGACCAACGAGUAGCUGUCCAACAUCCAACAUCUUUAACUUUAUAAACAAGUUUAAAGAUGAAAACAUUUGGAUCUGAAACACUAAGAUGAAUUUUUUAAAGAAAACCGCAGCUACCUGACAUACUGAUAAAAUAAAUGGCUCUGUUUCAAGUCUUACAAACUGGGUCACUAAUUUUAUUUUUAUUCAUCAUGUGAUUUUUUUUUACCAUGAAUUGGUUUUUUUUUAUCUGUAAAAUAAGAACAAGAGAUGUUGUUGUAAAUAAUUGUAAAUCACUGUUGUUUGUUAAUAAAUAAUAUUUGUGGGACCAGC
Molecule: messenger RNA, 1818 nt
Organism: Anoplopoma fimbria (sablefish)
Lineage: Eukaryota; Metazoa; Chordata; Actinopteri; Perciformes; Anoplopomatidae
Gene: rassf6
Product: Ras association domain family member 6
Exons: 11
Coding region: 409-1449 (346 amino acids)
Biological process (GO): signal transduction
Source: RefSeq, a predicted model, not a curated record